AUGUUUGCUCCGCUAGGGCUGUUUAAGGGUGUUGUUUGUCCCGAGGGAUCGCAUUGUGGGCUGUUGAACUGCAUAUUUCUGCAUCAAGAGCCAAAAAUCUUGGAAGCCGAGCAAGGCCCGCGCUUGGACCAGACAGAUGUUGUUCGUGAACCGGCGGAGAAGAAGCGGAAACUCGUCCACGACCACGAUGAACAGCCCAGGAACCCUGGACCACAGCGCCAGACUGCGAAAACGACUGCGCCAAAAGAGAUCAAAGAUCUUGCAUCUGCCCGGAGAAAGGUGUCCCCUCCACCCAAGACACAGGAGAAACCUACCAAGACAGCAACAGCAACAGGCCCAAGCGUGAAAAGAAAAGCGCCUAAAGAAUCUUUGAACCCAAGACUGCUCAAAAAAGCGCCUGCGACGCAUUCAGUCCGCUCUACAAUUCUACUCAAACUCCAUGGAGCCAUGAAGGCGCUGAACGAGAAAAUGACCAAACUCAAAGAUCCCAGCAAGGCUUCUCUAAUCUUGACGCCUGAUGAGUUGAUUGUCAUGGCGCUGGAUGAAGAGCAGAAAACGGCAAAUGAGAAUCCGUCUGUGUAUGGGAACAUCAUCAAACUCCGAAUCGUAAAGCUGUCGCGAAUGAGUUUGGAGGAUUGGGAGAAAGAGGUUGUUGCGCAUCUCAAUGCGCGAUAUUACAAACUACAGCCCGCCAAACCGAGUCAUCCAGACCAGAAACGAUACACAACAAAUCUAACAGAAGAUGAAGAAAUUGCGGUCGCACGCACGCUGCACACUGAAAUUAAAGGCAAAGAACAAUUCGGCUACAUCACCCACAUUCCAACAGAAGCCGAAAUCCUCGAAGCGCAAAAGGGUGUCGAAGCAGCAGAUGGGUGGGAGAAGUGUGACCGCUGCGGAGGCAGAUUCCAAGUCUUUCCCGGUCGUCGGGAGGAUGGUGCUCUUGCUUCUGGAGGACAGUGUACGUACCAUCCUGGAAAAGUGUUUCGGCCGCCUAGAAAGGCGACCGAUCAUAUUACUGGUGGUCAAACAGAGGCGUAUUUCCCGUGCUGCAACGAAACGGUUGGCACCUCAGCCGGAUGUACAAAGGCGGACCAUCACGUUUUUAAAGUGUCGGACCCGAAAAGACUUGCUGCUAUAUUGCAGUUUGAGGAAACUCCAGCGAAUGCCGCGAAGGGGAAAAACCCGGUUACGUUUGAUUGUGAAAUGGGAUAUACAACCUUGGGCAUGGAACUGAUACGUCUGACGGCAGUGAGUUGGCCACAAGGCGAUACCUUGCUCGACGUAUUAGUAAAACCAUUUGGAGAGAUUCUCGACCUGAAUUCUCGGUACUCCGGAGUCUUUCCUGAACACUUCGCAUCUGCCAUUCCAUACACCAAAACUCCGCCUCCUGGGGAAGCCGGAGAAGGAAAAAUGCGAGUCGUCGAUUCUCCUGCCGCAGCACGAGCCUUACUCUUCGACCUUAUCGAUCCUUCUACACCCUUGAUCGGGCACGCGAUUGACAACGAUCUAAACGUCGUACGCAUCAUUCAUCCUACUAUCAUCGAUACGGUGCUUCUCUACCCACACCCACGUGGGCUGCCGAUACGAUAUAGUCUCAAGUAUCUGACUAAACUCCAUCUUGAGCGGGACAUACAGAUGGGUGGCGACAAGGGGCAUGACUCGAAAGAAGAUGCGUUGGCGACGGGAGAUUUGGUUAGAGUCAAAGUUGUCGAGAAGGCGAAAGCGCUGAAGAGGGAUGGAAAAUGGCCAUUGGCGAGUUGA
This is a messenger RNA of Talaromyces amestolkiae, 1761 nucleotides long. RefSeq lists its product as uncharacterized. The record is from RefSeq and is a predicted model, not a curated record. The transcript has a single exon. Gene Ontology annotation, cellular component: nucleus. NCBI's taxonomy places the organism in Eukaryota, Fungi, Ascomycota, Eurotiomycetes, Eurotiales, Trichocomaceae. The coding region runs from base 1 to 1761 and encodes 586 amino acids. Gene Ontology annotation, molecular function: exonuclease activity; nucleic acid binding.